UUUGCAUACAAAUCCAAGAAUAAUAUAUUCAGAGAAUUGCAUCCAAAAAUAACAGUUUCCUUACCAACAUUUACACCACAUCAGAUCAACACGGAAAAGAUGUAUGAACAGUUUGGGUUUCUAACAGCAUUAUCAAUGAAAGAUGACGAAAAUGGCUGUUCUACUCCUGUAGAUGAUGCCAUACCUCCAUCUGCUAGACCAUUAAUUGAUGAGCCACAGAUCCUUACAGAAGUAACCACUGACCAUGUUGUCCAUGAUUCUCUGGUGAGCGUUUGUUGUCUUCGCGAUGACGAAGUUUGGACGAGUAGCUAUGACAACAUCUUAAAACUGUACAAUCUAAAUGGAAAAUUAUUGAAGUCAAUCAAUACAAGACCGUGGUUCAUUCCAUGUGGCAUAGCGUUGACAGGUUGCAGUAGUGUUGUUUUUGGCGACUCCUUCAAUGGAACGUUGAACAUUGUAAAGGACACAGGGAUAUGGGAAGUAAUAAGACUACAGGGAUGGACACCACAUGGUGUCUGUAGUACGUCCUCCGGUGACUUACUCCUUCUCAUGGUCUCUAAUGAUCGACAAGAAAAAGUCGUGCGUUACUCUGGAUUCGCUGAAAAACAAAGCAUUCAGUUUGAUGACAAAAAACAACCUCUCUAUUCAGGUAGCAGAAUCAAUUAUUUCCCUAAAUGUAUCACUGAGAACAGGAACUUGGAUAUUUGUGUAGCUGAUUGUGAAGCCGGUGCAGUAGUGGUGGUCAACCACGCCGGAAAACUCCGAUUCCGAUACACUGGUCACACAUCUCAUGUCUUUGGGGUAUUUAGACCAUUUGGAAUCAUUUCUGACAGCCAAUGUUGGAUCCUGAUAUCUGAUUACUAUAACCACAAUAUUCACGUCGUUGACAAGGACGGACACUUCCUUCGCUACAUUAACAACUGCGGAUUGAGGAGUCCAAGGGGUUUAUGUGUGGACAGCAACGAUAAUCUCAUUGUGGUGGAAUAUGAUACAGGAAAAAUCAAGAAAAUCAAAUAUAACUAUUAAAACGGAUUGAUUGUGUCCAUUACGUUUGUGUAAAAUGAAUGUGUUGUUUAAAACAAUA
Magallana angulata is the source of this 1084-nucleotide messenger RNA. Its product is annotated as tripartite motif-containing protein 2-like. The transcript has a single exon. The record is from RefSeq and is a predicted model, not a curated record. The annotation marks the transcript as partial. NCBI's taxonomy places the organism in Eukaryota, Metazoa, Mollusca, Bivalvia, Ostreida, Ostreidae.